UGACCCAGGCCGAACCAACAUCAAGCUUCUCCUGCUCUGCGCCGCAUUCACCGUGCGGUUACGUUGCGUCCGGCAACCGCAGCCGCCCCGUCCUCCCGUCUCUAAGGCGGGUGCGUUACCCUGACAUGGUCCAUCAUGUUUUCCUCUAAAGAUCGCGAUGUCGACGCUGUCGACGACCGCCCGCGCGAGAAGCCACACCGAUCCAAGUCCGAGCGGAUUCACAGAGAGCGCGAUCGAGAGAAGGACAGGGAUCGGGAGCAGCGCAGAAGGGACAGAGAUAGAUACGGGGACGGCGAUAGUGUGCGGGACAGAGAUUCUCUGCUUUCGUCCUCUCACCGCCAUCACCACCACUCCCAUCGAUCGUCGACUUCGUCGAGGUUUUCCAAGCUGAGGCCGACCGAUAGCGAGAGAUCGCACCGACGGCCGAGAACGAGAGACAUGGACAAGGAGCACCCGGACGAUAAGUCGGCCGCUGCAAGGUCCAUGAUAGACCUGGUGCCGGAGCUGGCAAGGGGCGUGGAGAGCGAGCGGGGCAGCUUCCCGUAUCCGUCUUUCAACAAGGCGCACAGCAAGGAGCUCCUUUAUAGCAAGGAGGAUGUCUCGGCGCCUGGUGUCAGAAAGGCGGACCCUCUCACACCAGAUGCUACGGAUCUCGGAGGCAGUGAGAUGAAGCGGUCCAAGUCGGUCGGCGCCCCUCCCGUCGCCCGGAAGAACUCGACAGCGCGGGAGAAUGGCCGCAAGGAGGACAGGCCACCGUCACCCCCCGAGACGGACCUCUCCGGUCAGAAAAAGAGACCCGAAACUCCAGUGUCAGUGAAGGAAGCAGAUGCGUCAGAAACGAGGCCUUCGUCUAGGGGCUCCUGGGUCUCGAGGUCCACUUCCAAGCACGAGUCCAAGUCGAGACUCUCGAAGGCGUCCAGCCAGGCGACCUUCGUCAUGCGGCCGGCACCUUCAGUCAGGGCGCCACGUGGCGACGAUUCCGGAGCAGCGAAAUCUGAGAUAACCGACGCGUCUACGCUGGAGCCGGGCUCGACAGCUACAACGCUACCAAGACGGAGCGCUUCCAUGGCCCAGCAGCCACCUGUGGAUGCCGCGGAUUCUUCACCAGAAUCAGCCGUAGACACUUCUCCCAGGACACCAACACACACCCCUCACUUCCCGCCGCCUCUCAUGGCCGAGGAGAAACAUCACUAUACCACAUCCGACGUACCGACUCCUUCAGCAACCCCGGCAUUCACUCCAGCCCCCCCGCCUCCACCGCCGCCGCCGCCGCCUCCGCCUGCACUUAACCUUCAGGAGGUUCCCCGUGUGGACUACCUCCUGCAGAAUGGUGGCUUGCCACAGCCCGUGCCUAGACAUUUCCUCGCCGUUCUGCCGCGACAGAACGGUACACGGCCGUCCAACCCCCCACUCCAAGGCGCCGAGACGCUCUUUGCACCCUUCUUCAACCUCCUGCAACAAUACCAGACGGUACUUUCAGGCCACGGCUCCAUCGCCGUUGCGACCGGCCACCGGACCGUCGCUCGCCGGCUCUUGGAUAGGUUAGAGAACGUGUUCUCCCGGGAUCUUCCGCCUGAUGGCUGCCCCUGCGUGGUGUGCGAGCGCUCAGGGGAGCCCCAUAGGGGUUUAGGAUGGGGAGAGGUGCUUGAGAGAGUGAGUGGGAGGGUAGACUUGCCGCCGUGGCCACCAUUCGACUUCUCGCUGCUGAGCAGCAAGGCGGUCGAGGAUUUGGCCGACAUCCCGCCACGGCCAUCAUCACCGGUCAAGAUGGAUCCGGACAUUGCUGAGGAGUUUAGAGAACACUAUCUCCGCCAGACCAAGCGAGUUCGGGCGGCCGUCGACAAGUGGAUGUCCAACGUCGAGAAGACUGCCGCUCCGCCGCCACAGGACGUCGACGACGAGACGCUCGCCUUCGCCAUCCUCACCAACCUGGAGCAGGAGGACCGGCCCUACUUCAACGCCCUGCUUGCCGGCUCACGGGAGCUACUGCCCGCGAUGCGGGCCCCUACCCCAAUCCGCAGACCCCGCAACGAUUUCAUCGUGAAGGCCGGUCUCUCGCUCCAGAGGUUAUACCGCCUGCCGCAAGCGCCGCGCGACGCCGAGACAGCCGUCUACCUCGUCAAGAACCCGGGCACGCACGACCUCCUCUACACAAUAUCCGACAUCAGCACCUCCGAGUGGGAGAUCCUCACUUCGGGCCGCUUCGACGGCUUCCUCUGGUCCGGCGCCGAAGACGACACCACCGUCCAGUUCGGCGAGGGCCCGUCACGCCUGGCGACGCCCGCAAGCGGCAUGUUCUCGCCUUCGCGCAUGAUGAGCCCCACAGGCCCCGCCGGAAGGGGCCCAAUGUCCCGCACCACGACCCCGUUCGGGCCCUUCUCCCGCGGCCAGACGCCCGCGUCCUUCAUCAGCGGCGUGUCGGCCGCCUCGUCGUCGGCCCCGUACCCUUCCCGCGCGGCCGUCACGCACGACGAGGAGGUCGAGGUGGCGACGCUGGCCGAGCUGGAGCGCGAGAUCUUCAACGGCAUGGAGGCGCUCGAGGACGCGUUCGAGAAGCUGCACGAGCAGGCCAUGGCGGUGCGCGAUGGCUUGCGGCGGCGGGGCGCCGCGCUGCAGAUGAGUCUGCAGCAGCGCAGGGGCGGGUUCGGCACGGGUCGGGGUAUCGAUGUCUUGCCGUUGUCUGGGUCCAGCGGCACCUACGAUCGGCCGGCAUGGGCGGACGAGGAGAGCAUAGAUGGCGCGGAUAGCGAGUGGGGCGGGGACGAUAUUAGCGAGCUCGCGCCGGAUGACUCGGCGAGCCAGGUCAGUAGUAAUCGGUUGAGGCGGCCGAAGCGGAGGAGGGAGCGGGCCACGCCAGCGCCGAUUGAGGAGGAGGAUGAGCAGUGAUGAUUACUCGGGAUGAAUCAUUCAUGACUAGGCAUGGGAAAUGGCACCGUAUACCAACUUGGCUUUUUUCAAGGCUGUUGUGACGUUUCGUGUUCUUUGG
Molecule: messenger RNA, 2986 nt
Organism: Chaetomium strumarium
Lineage: Eukaryota; Fungi; Ascomycota; Sordariomycetes; Sordariales; Chaetomiaceae
Exons: 1
Coding region: 136-2886 (916 amino acids)
Cellular component (GO): nucleus
Molecular function (GO): DNA binding
Source: RefSeq, a predicted model, not a curated record